Messenger RNA from Symbiodinium natans, 345 nucleotides. Lineage: Eukaryota; Dinophyceae; Suessiales; Symbiodiniaceae. The record is from the annotation of a GenBank genome assembly.
AUGCAGCUCCCGGUGCCAGUGGCCGCACGCGGAGUCUUCGCCUCCGCCCCACUUCCGGGCAGAGAGACCACUGCCUCACCCCGGCUGACGCGCCCUUUGGCAGGACUUCCAGCCCUGUUCUGGUGGGCUCUGGCUGCAACUGCUCCUACGGCACGCUUCGGCGGGCAUAGUCGAACCAGAGGAGGUGUGAGAGCUGCACGGCGACUAGUGCACAGAGCAACGCAGGUCUUGGGCGCCGAGCUUCGAGCCACCUUCGAGAAAACAGCUCCGAACUGGGCAGAGGGCACCUCUCAUCUCGAGGCCCCUCGUGAAUUGCAGAACCGUCAUCGCUCUUUGGGAGCUUGA